This is a messenger RNA of Entamoeba dispar SAW760, 2682 nucleotides long. RefSeq names its product guanine nucleotide exchange factor, putative. Gene Ontology annotation, molecular function: guanyl-nucleotide exchange factor activity. Gene Ontology annotation, biological process: Ras protein signal transduction; positive regulation of GTPase activity. Gene Ontology annotation, cellular component: plasma membrane. The record is from RefSeq and is a predicted model, not a curated record. The transcript has a single exon. Lineage: Eukaryota; Evosea; Mastigamoebida; Endamoebidae. Bases 1 to 2682 code for a protein of 893 amino acids.
AUGAGUAAGUCUCGUAGAUCUACCACAUUUAUUCCUAAUCCUAGAGACCCAGACCAACCUAUUCCAGAGAGUCAACUAAGUUUUGAGGAAAACAUUCCGGAGUGUUCUUCUUCAAAUGGUGGGUCUACUUAUUUAAGUAGACAAAUAACACCAAGAAUUGAAAAAGAAAAUACAGAAAUACAGAUUAUUGGUACGUGUCCAUAUUAUGUAGAAACUCAAGGAGCACAUGACGUGUUUGUUGCUGGUAAUAGAAUUUUUUAUCUUUGUGAUGACCAUGUUUAUUAUUCAUCACCAGACAACCCCAACCCAUCUCCAACUUUUGGAAUAAGUAGAAGUUCAAAUUAUAUUUGUCAAGGUCCAGAUUCAUUUUAUUUUAUUCAUAAAGGUAAAAUUGGGAAAGGUAAAGAUAAGAAAUAUUCUAAUGUAGAAGGAGUUGUUGCUCCACAAGAAAUAACUGGAAAUGAUAAAGAGGUUUUUAUUCUUGAUAGAUUUGGUGAGUGUUAUCAUUUAACAAAAGGACAAAAGAAAAGAUUUGGUUAUUCUGAAAAGAUUGUGCGUAUUUUAGCUCACAACGAAUUAAAAGGAACAUUAUUAGAAAAUGGAAGAAUAGAUUCUAACCCAAAAUUUGCAUCAAAAUCAUUAUUUAUUGAUAUAGCAGGAACCAAACAACUAUGGGGACUAAAGUCAAAUGGAGAGAUAGAAAAUAGUGAUGGUGUGGUUGUUCCACAUAAAAUGUUAAGAAUAUAUUCUGGAUUUUAUGAUAUUUAUGGUGAAGAUGAAGAGUUUAAAGUUUGUGUGUUAAAGAAAGAUGGAGAAGGAGAAAAAAUUAAGUACUAUUGGGAUAUUCUUGGGUCUUGUGAAGGAAGAAAUAUGACUGCAGGUAAUGGAUUUAUCUUGUUAGGAAGACAACCUGAAUCAAGUAAAUUUGGUUCAGUAAUCAUUAAAACAAGAAGGUUUGUCAAUCAAAUUGAAGCAUUAAAUGAGUAUUAUUAUAAUCCUAUUACAGCUACAGAAACUCUUGGAGAGAAGUCUAAGUCAAGUCGUAGAUCAAUAAAACGAACCGGAUCUUGUGCAGACCUUCAACCAUCAUUAAGUCUUUCAUUAGAACCUAUUAUUAAAGAACUAAAAAAUUUAAUUCCUAAAUUAAAUUCACUUAACGCAGUUCUUACAAGACAUUAUUCUUGUUUUUAUAGAUCUGAUACUUAUGGAGAAAAACUUUAUAGAUUUUUUGAUGACACAGCCCUAAAUUUCAUUGCACUUGCACAACACUUUGCUGCAUUUCAUGAGAAAGCACCACAAUGGUAUACUUCAUUAAUAAAUCCAUGGAAACAAUAUGAAGAAAAAAUCCCAUUAGAAAUAAAUAAAAAAGUAUUUGAACGUAGAAGCGAUAUUCUUUCUGUAGUUUUUUCACCACUCAGAUAUGUUUCUGAAGUUACUGCUCUUUUGAAAAAUAUAAAAGUAGGAUUAAAUAAAGCUACGGAAGAAUACAUGUGGAAUAAGAAAUUAACUGAAUAUUUAGAAAAUCUGUUAGAUAGAAUGAAUGAGGAAACAAAGAUAGGUGAACCAUUAACAUGGUCCUCAUGGUUUUCAAAUGAAAAAGGUAGAAUUGUAAUGAAUUCUGGGACUAUUGAAGAAUUUACAAAUUUACUUCAAACAGAAAUACCGUUUGAUCCAGAAAUGCGAGACGUAUUUGUUAACACCAUCACAUUAUUUGAACCUAUUGAUAGUGUUAUACAAAAAUUAAUUCCUAGAAAACCAAAUGAUUCUAUAUCGAAACAAGCAACAAAAAAUAUUUUAAUUACUCUCCAAAAAUGGUUGAUGGAAGAUCCAUUUCAAUUUACUAGAGUUGAAGGUACCCUUAGUCGUCUUCAAUCUUUCUUAAAGAUUGGAAAAAAAGAUGCUAAUGAGUCAUUGAAAAAAGAAGUAACAAUUAUGUUAGAAAAUGCUCGUAAAAUAAAAAAUUCACCAAUUUAUGAACCAGUAACACAAAUGUUUACAUUCUCAUCAAGAGACUUUUGUAAAGGAUUUAAUGACCAUAUUUAUUUCAGUGAUAUGAUGACUUAUGUUCAUACUGUUCUUUUUUCAAGAAUUACUGAAGCAGAGAUUGUUCAAUUCUUUACUAAAAAACCUACUACAACUCCAAAUAUUAAAUUUAUGACAACAUCUUUCAAUUGGCUUUCAGAAACACUUUCUUCAAUGAUCAAAGAUUGUUCAAUGAGUUUUCAAUCUGCUUUCUUCAAUUUUAUUAUGAAAACAGCUGAACGUUUUUAUGAGCAAAGAAAUUUCUUUGGGUUAUGUGCUAUUAUAUUUGCUCUUCAUAAAAUCCAAGACUUCGAUUAUCUAAAAAGUAAUCUUUCUAAAGAAACACAAGCUUCUAUUGAAAAAUUUGAUGUUCUUUGUUCUUUUAAUGAUAAUUAUAAAGCUCUAAGAACAGAAAUUUCUAAAUCUCAAACUCCAUUAAUUCCAUUUAUUGGUAUUUUAACAAAGGACCUUCUUGUCGGUGAUGAGAUGUAUGCUUCCUUUAUUGCUAAGUCAGGUCAUUUUAAUUUCAACAAAUUACGGGCUAUCCAUCAUAUUGCACAACAAUAUCUUCACUAUCAAAAUCAAAACCCAUCUAUUCCAACAAAUGUUCCUGCUGAACUCUUUGAUAAGAUCAAACUGAUUCAUGGUAUUAAUAAUUGA